CUGCUGUUCUAGAGAUGAGUCAUUCAUUCCAGACAAUGGCCAUCCGAACCAGGAAGUUUCAGGACUUUGUGUGUGAACCUAUUGGUGAGAAACCUGUUACAGCAAUCGAAGGCAUUAAUGAGGAACUUGGAGCAAAACUUGCUGCCAAAGGCUUUGAUAAGGCAUAUAUCCUCCUGGGCCAGUUCCUGCUCUUAAAGAAGGAAUGUGCUCCAUUUCAAAAAUGGCUGAAGUCCUGUUAUGGAGCCAACAGCUUUCAGGCAGAGCAGUGCGCUUUGUGUCUCUUGGAGUGGUGUUACAUAUUCAUUUAA
Molecule: messenger RNA, 308 nt
Organism: Sphaerodactylus townsendi
Lineage: Eukaryota; Metazoa; Chordata; Lepidosauria; Squamata; Sphaerodactylidae
Gene: BANF2
Product: BANF family member 2
Exons: 3
Coding region: 15-308 (97 amino acids)
Molecular function (GO): DNA binding
Source: RefSeq, a predicted model, not a curated record